Messenger RNA from Arabis nemorensis, 1242 nucleotides. Lineage: Eukaryota; Viridiplantae; Streptophyta; Magnoliopsida; Brassicales; Brassicaceae. The record is from the annotation of a GenBank genome assembly.
AUGUUCACCGAUUCAUCUUCUCCACCAAUUGAUCCGGAUUUACCCGAAUCCGAAACCCGACCCGAUUUCAAUCCCUCCUCCACCGAUUCCACCACCGUACAAACCAACAUCGAUGCAGAGGAGGAAGCUAGACCCGAACCAACGACGACGACAUUCGAAUCAGAUUUCAAAUCCGUCACCGAUCUACAACCGGAACGAUUCAAUUCCCUCGACGAAUUGACCCACGAUCUCGGCUCCCUUCACGAGCUUUCUACACGUGGCUCAUGGGAAGCGAUUCUCGAGAAGAUAGCUCAAGCCAGAGCUCUUUUCCUCCUCACAAAGCCUCACGAGCAUCUCACUUAUCUGACUUACCAAGUCAUCGCUCUCGCGAAGCUACGUCGAUCCGAUGAAGCUGCUCAUGAGCUUAAUUCAUUGCACGAUUUCGAUGGGACUCAUUACAGGUACGAAUCGUUCCCUGAGAUCUACCCAAAUCGGAAAGGAUCAAUGGUUCCUUUCACUUUACGAUGGCUUUACGCUUUGAUUCCGACUAAGCUUGGUAAUCGUCAAGAAGGGUUAGAUCGGUUAUACACAUUGCUUGAUUUCGUUAGAGAUAGAGUUAGAGAGAAAGAAUCACAGAGUUUUGAUUGUUCUGUUGAAUUGUGGAAGAAAAGAGAGACCUUUGUGAUGAAUUGCUUGUUAGGGUUUCAUUUAGGUCACAAGGAGUUUGGUAUAUCGUUGGAUUUGAUUAAGGAAUUGAUAAAUCGUGAUCCUUUAGACGCGGUUUUGAUAUCGAAGCUAGGGUCUGUUCAAAUGCAGUUUGGUGAUGUAGAAGGAGCGAAAACGACGUUUAAUCGAGUGGAGAAGAUGUUGAAUGAAGGAAAGAACAAUGGGUUAUUGAAUGAAUCGCAAUUCAAGAAUCUUGUGGGUAGGAAUAAGGCUUUGGUUUAUGUUGUGGGGAAGGAUUAUGUUUCUGCUGUGAGAGAGUACGAAGAAUGCAUUGAAAGAGAUAACUCGGAUAUUGUUGCGGUUAAUAAUAAAGCUCUUUGUUUGAUGUCCUUGAGAGAUUUAUCGGAUGCGAUUAAGGUGAUGGAGAGUGCAUUAGAGAGAGUACCAACCGCUGCUUUGAACGAGAGCUUGGUGGUUAACUUGUGUAGUAUGUAUGAGUUGGCUUAUGUUAAUCACACUGAUGUCAAGCGGACAUUGAACAACUGGAUUGCGCGUGUUGCUCCCGAUGACUUUGAUUCAUCUUGUACCAGAAUUUGA